AUGGCCCGACCGGCACAGGCACAGUUGCCCGGCAAGACCAGGGCAGGAUACCGAUAUCGCCAAUUCGUCAAUGCCUUCCUCGCCGCAAGAUGGGGCAAGACGCAACUCCGCAUCUUUCGAGUCACGACGCUGCGACGCCGCGGAAAGCGACCAGACGCCAUCCACCUCUGCGGUAUCUACAUAGCAUCGAUAACAAUGUCUCGGAUGCUUGUUGAUGUCAAGCGACCCAUGGCCAGUCCGUCAGGCGUCAGGCAGACCCGCUUCUGA
Ustilaginoidea virens is the source of this 267-nucleotide messenger RNA. RefSeq lists its product as uncharacterized. The record is from RefSeq and is a predicted model, not a curated record. The coding region runs from base 1 to 267 and encodes 88 amino acids. The transcript has a single exon. NCBI's taxonomy places the organism in Eukaryota, Fungi, Ascomycota, Sordariomycetes, Hypocreales, Clavicipitaceae.